AUGGCGCUGGUAGCAUAUUCUGACUCCGAGGCUUCCGAUAAUGAGCCGGAGUCUACCCCGACACUGUCGGCCGACCAAACCAAAAAGCCUGACUCGGGAUUCCGAGUCGAUCGCAGCAACCCGCGCAAGAUUCGCGUCGCUCUUCCGGAGCUCAAACCCGAGCCCUCAGCCGAUCAGAACACCGACGAUGGGCCUGCACGUAAGAAAGCACGAGUGGGACCAGGCGCUGGAGGCGCCUUUGCGGGAUUUAAUGCGCUACUCCCUACCCCGAAACGAACGGCCGAGAAGAAGCCACCGGCGGCGUCGACACGGAAGGUGUUCUCGUUGAAGACAGGGGCCACGCCUGGCUUUGACCGAAAUGCCGAUGCGGAAAUGAAACAUGAUCAAGCGUUUGAUGAUACCGCCGACGACACACUCCCUGCGGCCGGAAGUCUGGAGACCUCGACGACCCAAGCCGACAGCACACCAGACCAGAAAAAGACAGAGCCAGGAGAGGUCAAGCUCCAGGGUAAUCCGAUGAUGUUUCGGCCACUGUCUGUGGCACGGAACCAGAAGAAGCAAAGGCGCAAAACAACGACACAACCUACUCCCUCUCCAUCGGCAGCACCAACCGCUCAACCGCCGCAGCCUGCCGCAACGACGCCAGCGCCCUCCACACAAACUGGCGCAAGUGCAGCGCCUGCACCACCAAAACCGAAAGUUAGCCUCUUCUCCCUUGGUUCGGCAGAGAAGACUGCCCAGACAGGCAACACCCCUGCACUCUCGACCACCUAUGAACCACUUGUCUACAAUACCGAAGAGGAUGGCCCAUCUGCAGGGCCAACCCCAGCACCCGAAGCAAUUUCUACCGCACUAGGUAGUGUCUCCGCGGGAUUGUCAUCCAACUCCACAUCACUGGAUACAAUUGCUGACGACCUCAACUUGUCACGUUCCGAGCGACGCCAACUCUUUGGCCGACAUGCCCCGCCUACGUCGUCUCAGGUGCGCACCUUCAACACGGAUGAAGAAUAUGCAUCAAACCAGGUGCUAGCCCAGGGUGAGCUCGCCGCAGCACAGCACAACCCCGUACGGGCCAUUGCCCCCGGAAAGCAUACGCUCCAGCAGCUAGUCAAUGCUGCGAGCUCGCAGCGCGAGGCCUUGGAGGAGAGCUUUGCUUCAGGAAGAAGGAACAAAAGAGAAGCAGGCGCCAGAUAUGGAUGGUAG
Messenger RNA from Penicillium alfredii, 1203 nucleotides. Its product is annotated as PRCC domain-containing protein. NCBI's taxonomy places the organism in Eukaryota, Fungi, Ascomycota, Eurotiomycetes, Eurotiales, Aspergillaceae. The record is from RefSeq and is a predicted model, not a curated record. Gene Ontology annotation, cellular component: nucleus. The coding region runs from base 1 to 1203 and encodes 400 amino acids. The transcript has a single exon.